Messenger RNA from Saprolegnia diclina VS20, 1191 nucleotides. RefSeq lists its product as hypothetical. NCBI's taxonomy places the organism in Eukaryota, Oomycota, Saprolegniomycetes, Saprolegniales, Saprolegniaceae. The transcript has 10 exons. The record is from RefSeq and is a predicted model, not a curated record. The coding region runs from base 1 to 1191 and encodes 396 amino acids.
AUGACCGACGCGGGCAGCAGCAUGACCCCCAAGCAGCGCUUCCGGACGAUCGGCGCUUCCCGCGGCCAUGAGCUCACGAAGCUCAAGUAUGACAUCCAGGUCGAGACCUUGGAGAACGAGCUCAAGAAGCAAGGGCGUGCGCUGGACGAGUCGCGGGAAGAAGCCCAGCUGGCGGCGCGUAUCGGGAAGCGCCUCCUUGUCUCCAAGAAGAAGGCCGAGGACGACGAGAAGAUGCGUGUCUACGAGCUCGAAAAGCAAUGCGAGGACGCUACGAUGGAGGCCAAGGCAUGGGAGACGCGAUACGCGGAUAACAUGCGAGCGUUUGCGGCCCUCAAUGCCAAGCAUGUCACGGCAACGCGCGAGCUCGGAAUGCUGCGAGACCAGCACAGCCAGCUUUUCGUGGACCAUCGAACGCUUCGCGCCGAGUGCAAGAUUUUGCAAACCGAGCGCGACUCGCGUGCGAUCAUCGAGACCGCGCACGGGCUCGGUCUCAAGACGGAAAACGAAGAGCUGCGCAGCAAUAAUGAAAGACUGCGCGACGACAUUGCUUCCUGCCGUGUUCAAAUCAACGAGCAUCAAGCUCGCGUCGAGCUCUAUGAGCGCCACAUUGCGACGCUCAACUCAUCUUUCAAGAGCUUGGAAACCAAGCACAGCUUGAUGCUGCCGCGAUACCGGCUUUUAUGCGAAGACCAUAUCAAGCUAACCGAGUUUCUUCAAGCCAAAGUCGCCGAGUGUGAGACGAGUACUGCAAAAGCGAAUGAUCUGGCAAGCGAGCUGGCCAUACUCACGGACGAGCUUGAUCUCGCGAAGAGCCAACUGGGCGAAGAACGAACAGCCAAGCAGCAAUUGCUCUUGCACAUCAACCUCGCGAGCUCAGGGAGCCAGCCCACUGAGGCGAUGUCAUGGAGCGCCAUCUUGGCAAGCGAAGUGCAGACACGGGAGCUCCGAGAUGAAACGAAUGAUACGGCCGCGCGCUCGAGCUCCGACUACCUGAGUGAGCUCUUCGCAUAUCUUGAGCAAUCCGUCAAGACGCACACGUGGCUGCGCAAGCUGCCGCCCAAUGUCCUCAAGGUCAACGACGAAGCAGACCGCGCCGUGUUGGACGAGUUCCGAGCACUCGUGGCCUUUGAGGCGCGCAUCGUGCAGCAGCUCAUUGUGCUACUCCAAGGAACCACUGAAGGCCUCGCGUAG